This is a messenger RNA of Manis javanica (Malayan pangolin), 1465 nucleotides long. NCBI's taxonomy places the organism in Eukaryota, Metazoa, Chordata, Mammalia, Pholidota, Manidae. The record is from RefSeq and is a predicted model, not a curated record.
GCAGGAGGAGGCGGGAGCCCAAAGGCCUGAGUACUGGGAGGGCUGGGAGCCCAAAGUGGAGGCUUGCUCAUGGGGAGAGGGAAAGGAGACUGGGGCAGGGCAGGCAGCUGCUUCUAGGGAAGGGCUUCCAGGAUGGUGGUGUGGCCAUCAAGGCCUCCCUGCCUACCCCGCCUGCCUCCCGGGGAAUUCCGGCCUGGCCUCAAAUUCUGGCCCGCAUUCAGAGCGGGAGGCUGUACGGAGGAAGGCAACGGUGGGGCUGCCGAAGGACAGAAAGUGCACCCAGGAGGGCGGCAGGCCUGGGCCUGGGUUCCCCGUGCCCCCCGAGCGUGGACUUUGGCUCUGCAGGACGAACAGCCUGAGCCCCACCCCAGCCCCACCCCUCCUCCCCUGCCUCUCUACAGGACCAGACUGGGACUGGGAGAGCCCGAGGGGACGGAGGGUGCCCCACAGAACCGGCAUGUGGGGCUACCUGUCCCUGCUGCCCGCCUUCCUGGCCCUCUGGGGGGUCUCCGGCGUCUGGACCGUUUUUGCGAUUGCGGUGGCCAACGGGGCUGUGAACCUCACCGAAGGCUUCCCCUAUAUCAGAGCUGCAUCUUCAGCCAGCUGCUCAACAUGGGAGCUGCUCUGGCCGCCUGGAUCUGCAUUCUCCGUUACCACCAGCUCCGGGACUGGGGGGUCGGAAAGUGGCCUAAUCAGCUGAUCCUGUGGACGGGGCUCCUCUGUGCCCUGGGCACCUCGGUGGUGGGCAAUUUCCAGGUUCCGGCCCGGGGAGGGGGUGAGCGCUUCCGCUCCCCGAGUGGAGCCCCGCGUGGGAGGCUCUUUGGAUCAUCUGUGCUUGAACCCUGGGAGCAAAAGAACCAGCUGCCCACGCACCUGACCGGGGCCUUCUUUGCCUUCUUCGUGGGCAACCUCUACUUCUGGCUGCAGCUCCUCCUCUUCUGGCGCAUGCGGGGCCUGCCCCAGCCGGGGGCCCCCUGGAUCGGCCCGCUCCGCCUGGGCCUCUGCGGUCUUUGCACCAUCCUGAUGGUGGCCAUGGUCGUCCUCCACACCUGGCCCCUGCGCUCCGCGUCUGCUGCCUGCGAGUGGGCCGUGGCCAUGCUGCUGUUCACGCUCUUUGGCCUCUUUGCUGUGGACUUCUCCAGCCUGGACGGCUGUGCCCUGUCCCUCCAGCCAGGCCCCAGCCUCAGCGUCCCGCCGGCCUCUCCCGUCACCCUGCAGGUCCGGCUGUGAACACUGGUGAACAUGGGUCCUUGCCCGCCUGCCCCUGAAGUCAGGGCCACCAGGAAGCGAGAGGCCAAGGCCAGCCAGUGACCCUGCUCAAGGCUAUUUAUUAUUAUUAUUUGUUUUUGCCGCCGGUGGAGUCAGACACGGAUGGACGCAGGAUCACGCGGAACCAGAAUUCCUUCCGGAGAGCAAAUCCGUACAGAAGGUCGUGGGGAAGGGGAGGACUUAGAGGGCGAGGAAC